GUGUUCGUACGAGACACAGCCAUAGCGAUUAGUUCUAUCCGUAUGGCGACCUUAACCAGUCCCGCGUUAGUUAAAUAACAAAUCUAACUGUUAAGAAACAACGUAAUAGAACAUUUGAAACGCAAAAAACAGUCAAUUUCAAUGGAUUUUAGCAAAGAAGAAUGUCUCACUUUGAUUCAAAUCGUACGCGACAACGAGUUAUUAUACAACCCAUCUAGUGCGUUUUAUAGAUGUAGACAGAAAAGAGAGGAAAUUUGGAACCAGAUAUCAUCCGAAAUAAAUAAACCAGCUGCUAUUUGUAAAAAGAAAUGGAGACAUCUAAGAGAUCACUUUCUUCGAGGUCAUCUCAGAAGAGGAAAUAGCGUUCAUUCUUGGACCUAUUACGAACCAUUAAGAUUUUUGGAAAUUCUAAGACCAACACGUCCUCCAGAUGGGAAAGCGGAAAACGGUGCCGACGACGAAGACGACGUUUUUUCUGAAACGGAAGAAGUGCAAUCUAAGAGAUCCAAAAUGGACGAUACCGAUAAAUACGUUUACGAGGAUCACGACGACAUCGGAUUGAUACCGGUGAACGUUUUAACGGAAGACAGUUGUUCGACGGACGACGUUAAUAUAGGAAAUGUACAAAACGAUAGAGACACCGAUAUGUUUAUGGUCGAAAUAUCGAAUAGAAUCAAGAGGCUACCUCACCAAUUGCAAGAUAUCGCCAAAGUUAAUAUUUUAGCUCACAUAACCGAAUUGGAAUUGCAAAAUGAACAAUCCUGAUUCGAAUACGAAUUUUACUUAAGGAUCUGGGUUCUGAAUAUAGUUACCAGGAUUCAUAAUUAUAAUAAAGAUUUAUCAUUUAGAAUUAAAAAAGAAAUAAUCAUCAUACUUGGUAAUUUUAAUAUGGAUUUUUUAUUAUACAGUUUUGACUCGCACUGUAUGAUAAUUUUGGACACUUUUCAUGUGCGUUUUGAUUAAAUUUGCGCGAUGUUUUUUCGAUUAAACAGCAAAUUCAAGUUUCAAAAAAAAAUAAUAUACUGGGGUCGAACGGUUUGAAGUUGAUUAGGUAUAUGGUAUUCCUAAGGAGACAAAUACAGUGUAAUUGAAGUUAAAAAUUGCUUACAUGGUAUUCCCAAUGUAAAAUAUCUAAUAAGACUAAAGUUACAUUGUAUUCCAAAUCAAGAAAACGUGUGAUAAGAAUCAAUUGAUUUUGAUCAUACGGUAUUCCUGAUUGAAAAUAUACAGCUCAAUUAGAAUCGAAUUUGAUUGCAUGGUAUUCCAAAUAGAGAAAACGUGUAAUAAGAAUUAAAAUGAAUUAUAUGGUAUUCCAAGUACAGAAAAUUUGUGUCCAAAUCGAGAAAACGUAGUGUGAUUAGAAUAAAUUGGUGAUGAUCAGAUGGUAUUCCAGAUUAGAAAUAUUUAGUCAAAUAUAAGUAAAUUGAAUUUGAUUAUGAUAUCCCUAUAUAUAGUGUGAAUACAGUGAAUGAGAAUUAGUGUACGGUAUUCCUUAUAGGAUAUAUAAAUAAAUUGGAAUUGCUUAUAUGGUACUCCAAAUGGAGAAAAUGUGUGAUUAGAAUCAAUUGAAUGUGAAAAAAUGGCAUUCCUGAUUAGAAAUGUAUUGAAGAAACUCGAAUUUGAUUCUUUGAUAUUCUUUAUAGAACAAGUAUUGUGUGAAUAGAACGUGAAUUUGUAUAUUAAUUAUGUAUUGAAGUCGAUUCAAAUCGAUUAUAUGGUUUACUGAAUGGAGAAAAUGUAGUGUGAUUAGAAUCAAUUGCAGUUGUGGUAUAUGGUAUUCCAGAGGGGAAAUGUAUAGUCCGAUAAAAUCCAAUUAGAUUUAUUAUAUGGUAUUCCGAAUGAAGACAAUGUAAUGUUAUUAUAGCAAUUGAUCCUGAAAAAAUGGUAUUCCUGUUUGAAAAUAUAAAGUCCAAUUGAACUGAAUUAUAUUCUAUUUUAUGAUAUUCCUUAUAGAACAGAUAUAGUGUAAAUACAGAGAAUGUGAAUUGAUUAUAUGGUAUUCCCAAUGGAUAAAUAUUUGAUUAGAUUCAAUUGGGACGAAGUGGUAUAUGGUAUUCCUGGUGGAAAAUAGAUCAUGCGAUGCAAGCCAAUUGAGGUAUUCCAAAUAAGGAAAAUGUGUGAUUAGAAUUAAUUGGAACCGGUUGGAAAUAUACAGUCCAAUCAAAUUCCUUAUAGACCAAAGGUGGCGUGAUUAGAGUAAAUGUAAAUUGAAUAUAUGGUAUUCCAAAUGGUGAAACUGAUAAUAUGGUAUUUCUACUGGUAUAUAUAAAGUCUUAAGAUUAAUUGAAUUUUAUUAAAUGGUAUUCCAAUGAAGAAAAUGUGUGAUUCGAAUAAAUGGAUUCCGAAAUAAUGGUAUUCCUAACGGAGAUAAUGAGGUGUAAUGGAACUCAACUGAAAUUAUGGUAUGCAAAAUGGUGAAAAUGUGGUGUAAUUCGAAUCAAUUAAAACUGAAAAAAUUGUAUUUCUAAUGGAGAAAAUGUUGUGUGAUUGAAGUAAAAUAAAAUUGAUUAUAAAGUAAUCCAGAAAUGGAAUAUACAGUUCAAUGAAUAUCACUGAACUUGAUUUAUAUGGUAUUCGUAGCGGAGAAGAUGUAGCAUGUUUGAAGUCAAUUGAAAUUGUAAAUAUGUUAUUCCUAACAAAGAAAAUGUAGUAUGAUUAAAGUUAAUUGGAAUUGAUUAAUUAUAUGGUAAUCCAAACGAAAUUUAUAACGUAUUAAUAUCUGAUAUACCUGAUGAGACAAUCUAAUUGACGUCAACUAUAAUGGAUUUUAUGGCAUUCCUCUUGGAAAAUACAUUGUGUGAUGGGAAUAAUCUGAAAUUAAUUAUAUGGUGUUCCUAAUGAGAAAUAUACACACAUUUAAAAAUACUAAGAAAAAAAUUAUAUUCACUCAUCCUAUAUUACAUGUAUAUAUAGCAAUCAAUAACUUUUAUGAAUUACGACAAUCAUAAAAAACUGACAUAUAAUAAAUCAUUGUCAUUAUACGGGGUCAAUUCAAUUUGUUGUUGGAUACUUUUUAUAAAUACCCUGUAUAUCACAUAUUCGAAUCGUCGUAUUAUAAACGGAAGUGGAUUUUGAAUUGCUAAUAAAUUUUAUUUGGCACAGCGUUGCGAAUGGUCCACUAAAAACUUUUUAUAAUUUAUUUUUAAAAAAUUUUAUUCUCGACAAAAGUUACGAGAAAUCGUCAAUAUUUCAAAUAUUCACAUAGUGUACAGGGGGAAAUAAAAAGAAGGAUUAUUGAUCACAUCACUAUGAUAUUGAUUGUUUUUUUUCGCGGUUUCUUAGUAAAAAUAUGUCAUUGUAUGUAUGUAAAAUGAAUAAGUGUGGAUAAAAAAAUUCUAUUUUUUGUUUUUCCUUGUACAUAGUUUGAAAAUUUAUAAUUUCGAUAACUCAAAUGGCAGUUUUUCAUGUUGCAUAUAUUCGUAUAGAAAAUAAAAUGAAAAUUUUUCGUGUUUUUAAGUGCAGAUUUUUGUAGCUCAGUGUAUAAUGUAAAAAAAAAAUAUUUAAAUACGAAGUACGAUAUUAUUUUUAUUAAAACUUGAAUUUACAUGUUUAUUAAGAUAUCUCGAAAAAAAUUAUUAUUUAUAUCUUACACUGAGAAAAAUAUUUUUAUCAAAGAAAAUAAUAACAUUAAUUUUUAAUUUAAGUAAAAAUUUAUUAAAAUUAAGAUUCAAAUUUUCUUUCAAAGUUUUAUGAAACGUUUAAACGAUUUAUAGUAAGAAAUUGUUUAAUUUCAUUUGAGGGGGGCAAUAUUGAAAAAUCAUUUUUUUGAAAAUAUCUUACAAACGUGGAGAAAUACGAAAAAAAAUGUGGGGAAUAAAAUUUCAUAUAAAUUCGUUUCUAAUCAUUUUCGAAGUAUUUGUAAUAUUAAUCGAGAUAUUUUCAAUAAAUAAUCAAAAAGA
Molecule: messenger RNA, 3899 nt
Organism: Diorhabda sublineata
Lineage: Eukaryota; Metazoa; Arthropoda; Insecta; Coleoptera; Chrysomelidae
Product: transcription factor Adf-1-like
Exons: 3
Coding region: 142-765 (207 amino acids)
Biological process (GO): regulation of transcription by RNA polymerase II
Cellular component (GO): nucleus; transcription regulator complex
Source: RefSeq, a predicted model, not a curated record